GCAGCAGCAGCACCACAGUUUGUUUCCCACCUGCAGGCCAUCGUGUUGCUGUACUGGGAGACUCCUUGGCACGUUAUUAAUUGUCCCUCCGUCCUGUCUCCUGUCUCCGUGUCUCCGUGUCUCUGGCUCCUCCCCGCACUGAUUAAAUGCCGGCUGGCCGCUCCAGCCUGCUGCAGUUGAAGGCAGCCGUGUCAGAGGAGCUGUAGGGUUGGACUUUAUCAUCCUGACAGCAAGCAAACAUUUGAGUGUCUGUGUGAGCUUUUUCUUCGGGCACCCUCUCCAUCCAAGAAGACUCAGAUAUGAAGACCAUUCUUGCUGCAUACUCUGGCUUCCUCAAAGGCACCGGCUCCAGCAUCCUCUCUGCCCUGCAGGACCCGUCCGGGGCUUUUUGGCCCUGCAAAUCCAAGAUGGAAAAACAUCUGCAGGUCAUCUCAGUGCUGCAGUGGGUCAUCAGCUUCUUAGCCAUGGGUGCUGCCUGCACUGUGCUACUGAUCUACAUGUUCUGCACUGACUGCUGGCUUAUUUCUGCCAUUUACACCGCCUGGCUCAUCGUUGACUGGAACACACCGAAACAAGGUGGCAGGAGGUCCUCGUGGGUGAGAAACUGGACAGUGUGGACAUAUUUCCGAGACUACUUCCCGGUCAGGCUCAUUAAAACCCACAACCUGUUGCCCAACCGGAACUACAUCUUUGGCUAUCAUCCCCACGGCAUCUUCGCAUUCGGUGCUUUCUGUAACUUCGGGACAGAGGCCACGGGCUUCUCCAAGAAAUUCCCGGGCAUCAAGCCCUCCCUGGCAACCCUGGCAGGAAACUUCCGCUUGCCUGUCCUUCGAGACUACCUGAUGUCUGGAGGUAUCUGUCCAGUGAACAGGAACUCCAUCGACUACCUGCUGUCACGUAACGGGACAGGAAAUGCUGUGAUCAUCGUUGUUGGAGGAGCGGCGGAGUCUCUGCAGUGUGCACCGGGCAUGAACUCCGUCACCCUGAAGAACCGCAAAGGCUUUGUGAGGCUGGCUCUACAGAAAGGCUCUGACCUGGUUCCGGUGUAUUCCUUCGGAGAGAACGACGCCUACAAGCAGGUGAUCUUGGAGGAGGGGACCUACUGGAGAGCUCUCCAAAGGAGGCUACAGAAGAUCUUAGGCUUUGCCCCAUGCCUUUUCCACGGAUGUGGCCUGUUCUUCGGCAACUCCUGGGGCAUUGUACCUUAUGGCAACCCCAUCACCACCAUAGUUGGGGAGCCAAUCACAGUGCCAAAAAUUGAGGAUCCGACUGAGGAGAUGGUGGACCUGUACCAUGCAAUGUACAUCAGGUCCCUGCAGUGCCUUUUUGACAAGUACAAGACCCGCUCUGGCCUGAAAGAGAGCGAUGUCCUGUACAUCCAGUGAAAGGACAAGGGGUUCCUGUCGAAGCUCUGAACUGUUGACAGCAUCUUCAGACCCAUCCGCCCCCUUCUCCACCCCGUCCCCGUCCAAUCUUGGUGCCUGGUUUGGAUUAUCUCUGGACUGCAAACUCUGCAAAACGAGCAUGUUUGCCAAAGAAACCUUUGCUCUCUGCAUCGUUUCACACACACAUAUAGGUAUCGUUCCUUCUCAGGAAACGGCAGGUUGGAAGAAUAGUCACCUCUCCUUGCUGCUGUAAUCAGGUUGAACUGACUAGGUUGGACAAAGAUAUACCAAAUCCCUCAUCAAAAAGUGUGCCAUUGUUGUUUCUAUUUCCAUUUGUCAAUGAAGGCAUCAGGUUUGGGCUGUGUUUAUCAGUGUAGAGGGGGGUGAACUCCACUAGAUGGAGCUGGAAGGUAACUCGAGAGAAGUGCCAAUGCUUUUGCUGUCUUUCACUCAUGCAGCCAUAUAAUUCUCACUAAACUCUUUAAGAUUAUAUGCUAAAAGCACAAGCAAUGCAAAUGGAAGAUACCACUUCAUUAUUGGGAUAAUAAGCCCAAAGCUUAAUUGAGCCAAAGACCCAGGUUGUCCCCACACAUGCAUGCAUUUCUACUGUAUGAAAGCCAAAAGUGAAGGAAUUCUACAGGGUGGAUAUAUAUACAUAUAUUAUGAAUGCACAGGAUAUGUGUGAUUGUAUAAUGCCAUAAAGUAUUAAUUGUAUUCUGUAGAGAGGAACAAGGCUGUUGUAGUGUUUGUCCCUCAAUGGAUAUUUCUGAUGCACUUUUUGUAUUGCUGAUUACCUUCUGAGGUUUUUGUGCCUUCGAUAUGAGAAUUUUCCAAGACGGGUCGUUGUGCUGCUCGGCUUGAUUUCCCUUUCUUGUCCUACUGGUGUCCAGGUCUAGAUGGGUGUAUUUUUUUGUCUAUGCAACAAAAACAGUGAUGUCUCAUAUCUUCAAGUGAAGGUUUUGAGCUGCAGUUGAAGAAGAUGUUUUGUGGGUGAAAAUCCUGAAUGUUGGAUGAUUCCAGUGUACAGUGGAUCUCUUUGUAACCGUGCCAUGGGUGAUAAUUGAAAAGGAAGGGAUUAUACCGGUCUUAUUACUGGUACUAUGUCGUGUUUGAGGGUGUCACUAGUACUUUUGUCAAAUAAGAGUAUGUGAGUAUAGAAUAUAUCUUGGAAAUUAUCAAAGUAAGUAAACGUGUGUCAUGUUGAUGGGCAGUAAAUUCUAAGAUCUGAAGAAGAAUCUCCUCUGGUUUCACCAUUGUGCCUUCUUUAUAAAGAGCAGUGUGAUCCAUGUGCAAGAAAUUUGCAAGAAAUAAACAGCAAGACCUGUCUAUACGAUGAAUGGCAUCAUCUGUCUGCCGAUAUUUAAAUUAAACUUUUGUAUGUUUUCAGAAGGA
Messenger RNA from Sebastes umbrosus (honeycomb rockfish), 2777 nucleotides. RefSeq names its product diacylglycerol O-acyltransferase 2 (gene dgat2). Lineage: Eukaryota; Metazoa; Chordata; Actinopteri; Perciformes; Sebastidae. The record is from RefSeq and is a predicted model, not a curated record. The transcript has 8 exons. Gene Ontology annotation, cellular component: endoplasmic reticulum membrane. Gene Ontology annotation, biological process: triglyceride biosynthetic process. Gene Ontology annotation, molecular function: diacylglycerol O-acyltransferase activity. The coding region runs from base 300 to 1385 and encodes 361 amino acids.